AUGGCAGCUUCAGCCAAGAUUCCACUUGUUGAUCUGGCGCCAUACUUUGCCGAAGACGCCACCCCUGAAGCCAAAGAGCAAGUCGUCAAAGAAGUCUGCGACGCCGCCAGAACCUAUGGAUUCUUCAGCAUCGUUGGCCAUGGCAUCCCCCUCAAAGACCAAGACACUACCCUAGAAUGUGCCAAGAAAUUCUUUGAUCUAUCUGCCGAAGAGAAGAAGGCGGUUUUCAUUGAGAAUUGUCUGGGAAUCUCAAACCGUGGCUAUGAAAUGUAUAGAGGCCAGACUUCAGAGCCAGGCACUCUGCCUGACAUGAAAGAGGGAUUCGUUAUCGGUGCAGAGAUACCAAAGGACCAUCCCGAUGCUGGCACUUUCUUGACUGGUCCAAAUCAGUGGCCCGAGGCUCUGAAAUCCGAGGAUUUCGAGAAGCCUCUUAUGGAGUACCGCAACAAGAUGGUCAAGCUUGCCGAAAAGGUUCUUAGAAUCCUCGCUUUGGGUCUCCCCAAAGAAUGGAACUGCUCACCUGAUGCUUUCGAUGAGUUCUUCAUCAACCCAUCGGGAAAUCUGAGGCUGCUGCACUACCCGCCUCAGCUCUCCACCGAUCCUAAACAGCUUGGAGCCGGUGCUCACACAGACUUCGGUGGAAUCACCUUCUUGCUUCAACAACCUGGUUCAAAAGGUCUUGAGGUCUUCUACCCCCCUACUGAAAGCUGGGUCCCAGUUCCAGUCACUCCAGAUUCUUAUGUGGUUAACAUUGGCGAUCUGGUCCAGAAGUGGACAGCUGGUUACUACCGCAGCGCUUUACACCGUGUUAUCAACUUUGGCGAAAACCACCGUUAUUCCGCUCCGUUUUUCUUGAACGGCAACAUGAAAUUGAAGAUUCAACCUCUCAACGGGUCUGGACAGGAAUUCGGCGUUCGGGACCAUUUCAUGUGGAGGUUGAAGACUUCUCUUGGUAAAGAGAAGAGUAAAUUCCUGGAAAAGGAACCAACGGCGCAAGCAGUUGCAGCAUAA
This is a messenger RNA of Bipolaris zeicola 26-R-13, 1011 nucleotides long. RefSeq lists its product as uncharacterized. The coding region runs from base 1 to 1011 and encodes 336 amino acids. Gene Ontology annotation, molecular function: dioxygenase activity. NCBI's taxonomy places the organism in Eukaryota, Fungi, Ascomycota, Dothideomycetes, Pleosporales, Pleosporaceae. The transcript is spliced from 3 exons. The record is from RefSeq and is a predicted model, not a curated record.